This is a messenger RNA of Auanema sp. JU1783, 2100 nucleotides long. The record is from the annotation of a GenBank genome assembly. NCBI's taxonomy places the organism in Eukaryota, Metazoa, Nematoda, Chromadorea, Rhabditida, Rhabditidae.
AUGUUUCCUACAGGGUUCGUUCAUCCUAUGAACGGACUUUUUACACCUCAAGUAUUACUAGCACAUGCUCAAGCUCAAGCUCAAGCACAAGCACAAGUCAAUGCUUCUGCAGUGGCCGUCAACAUGCAGAGAGCGGCUCUAAUGAAUGUCACUAUGCCAAUAUCCAGACCACAACAAGUUCCUAUGCUAAUACCACAGACAUUAAACACUUCUGAAGAAGCAUCUACAGAAAGUCCGCAACCACAGCAAUCGCAGAAUAGUGUUUGGCAAGAAUCAAUUGCAACUGAUGGUAGAGUAUAUUAUUAUAACAAACAAACAAAGGAGUCUACAUGGACAAAGCCUGAUGAGCUGAAAACUGCACAAGAGCGCGCAACCUCUUCGAGCGUGUGGAAAGAGUACAGAACACCGGAUGGUAAACCUUAUUAUUACAACUCAACCACGAAAGAGACCACGUGGAUUAAGCCGGAAGAUUUCGACGAUGGUUCAGAGAGAAAAGAUGAAGCCAAAGAAGAAACUGAGAUGGAAAAGGCUAUGAAAGCCACUUUAGCUGCUAUGCUCGCAAGCUCCUCUGGGAAGCCACAAGAAGAGGAUACGACAGAAUCUGAUGAGCAGUCGUUAAAACGUCGCCAAUGCGAAGUUUUCCGGGAUCUGUUGAGGGAUAAGUACAGAGACGGAAGAAUAACAGCGACUGGAUCGUGGGAACAAACUGUGAAACAUAUUCAGAACGAUCCUCGGUUUAGAAUUCUAUCGAAGGUAUCUGAGAAAAAACAACUAUUCAACGCUUGGAAAGUCCAAAAACAAAAAGAAGAACGGGAUGAAAAGAGAUUGGCUAUUAAGAAAGCAAAAGAAGAUCUUGAAAAAUCUCUACAAGAGAACUCUAAAAUGAAACCAUCACUAAAAUACGGCAAAGCUAGAGAAAUAUUUUCGAAAGACCCGGUUUGGCAAGCUGUUCCGGAUGAGGAUAGACAAGAAAUUUUCCGCGACGUCCAGAACUUCAUUGUUAGGAAACAGGACGACCAGGAAAAGACAGUACGAAAGCGUAACAUCAAAGCUUUGGCUGAAAUUCUGGAUAGCAUGGAUCAAAUAACAUACAAAACAACAUGGCCUCAGGCUCAACGCCUUCUCAUUGAGAAUCCACAGUUUGCUGAAGAUGUCACUUUGCAAAGUAUGGAUAAAGAAGAUGCGCUGAUUGUAUUCGAAGAGCAUAUUCGCACUGCUGAAAAAGAGCAUGAGAAUGAAAAAUCUAUAGAGGACAGAAGAAUCAAACGUCAGGAGCGGAAAGUCCGCGAAAACUUCCAAACGUUCUUACAGGAGUUACACAGAAAUGGUGAAAUAACAUCUAUGUCUCUCUGGUCUUCCCUCUAUCCCACUAUAGCUGCUGAUGCUCGUUUUGAUGCUAUGCUCACACAGACAGGAUCAACUCCUCUUGAUUUAUUCAAGUUCUACGUUGAAGAAUUGAAAGAACAAUAUGGCCAGGAUAGGCGAGUCAUCAAAGGAAUACUCAGUGAUCUUGGAAAGACUGUAACGGUUCAAACAAGUUUUGAAGACUUCGGAACUUGGGUUACUUCCGAUGAAAAAGGAGCUGCUGUAGAUCAUGGUAACAUGAAACUCUGCUAUAACUCUCUGAUUGAAAAGGCUGAAUCGAAAGAGAAAGAAGUUGAGAGAGAAGAGUCACGGAAGAAGAAACGACUGGAAAGUGAAUUCAGGAGUCUGAUUCGUGCUGUGAUACCUGUUAUGGAACCCGAUACCGAAUGGGCUGUUGUUAAGCCAAAACUUGAAAAGGAGAAGGCUUUUGCAGCAUUGGAAUCUGACGAAGCUCGUGAAAAGUGUUUCGAAGACUAUAAAGCAUCCUUGUUGGAUUCUUGUAGUCAUCACCAUGCAGCAUCGAAGAAGAAGAAGAAGGAAAAAAGAAGAAAGAGAGACUCAGAGUCAGAUGGGGAAAUUAGAGAGAAGAAAAAGAAGAAGAAAAGUGGUAAAGAUAGCAGUGAUGACGAGCGUUCCAGCAAAAGGAAAAAAUCCUCGAGGAGGCGAUCUCAUUCUCGAUCAGUUUCACGAAGUGAUGAUGAGAGAAGAAAGCGGAGCCAUAGUGUUUCGGAUUAG